GGAACUUAAACGCUGACGGCUACAAAACAGCAGCCCGUACGUCACCUUUCAAACUCCAGUAGAAGACCAGCGAUCAUGCCUAGUCAGACCUGAACAAGGCUUCAAGCAUGCCCUCUCUGCACAUACGAAAGUUUUAGCAUAAGUGAAUAAUGGAAAGCUCAGGCAGGCCCUAUCGUGCCAGGCAAGGUGGCUGGGAGAGGGGAGCAGCCACAGACAAGGCGGAAAGCUGGAGGAUCCAGGACCAGGGUCGAGGACAGGGCUUCAGAUCAGAUGGAGGUCAACAGGGCAGAAAUCAUGGCGGGCCAUAUAGAGCCAGUCCCAAGAAGGGAGGGCUGGGGCCUAUGAGUUUCUCACCUGGUGGAUUCAGAGGAGGUCACAGCCCCUCGCAGAGAGAUGACCUGCGGUGGUACUCUGGUCCAGAGAGCAGCGGUGGAAGUCGGGAAGAUAACUGGAGAGAACGUUCACAACAGCAGCAGCACUGGAGGAGAGGUACCCAUGGAGAAGGUCCAAACGAGGACAGAGAGCAGGGGAGGAGAGAAGACAAUGAUGGAGGUCCUAAUAAAUCAGGGAGAAGACGGAGACAUAGAAACAAAAAGAAAGCUUUUGCUGAAGAGAACAGGGGUCCUGAAGAGUCCACACUCUCAGCCUCGGAACUACGCAGCUUACGGCAAGCAGAGAGGCGGCUUAACAAAGAGGAGAUCUAUUCCCUUAAGAAGAGAUCCCACAGCAAUCCUGCUGCUCUGUACACGUGUGCUCUGUGUGAUGUUCUCCUGGAAUCAGUGUCUGAUGCUUACAGACAUAUCCGAGACAAACGGCACAAGAAAAGGGCCAAGGAGAGGCAGGAGCAGGUAAUGCUGACAGAGAUUCUGCCCCCUGGUCCGGAGCAGAUCAUUGCAGUGAGUGCUGCAAUUGAGGCUGUUGUCCGUGAACAUGGGUUGAAUGACCAGGAUGUUGAACUGAGACAAAGUGUUGUCUCCAUCAUGCAAGACCUUCUUCUGUCCGUCCUGCCUGAAAUCAGGCUCAGACUUUAUGGAUCAUCUUACACAAAGUUUGGAUUCAAGGAUUCUGAUGUCAACAUUGACAUUCAGUAUCCAGCUCACAUGCAUCAGCCAGAUGUCUUAUUGUUGGUUAAGGAAACUCUCUCCGCGAGCUCUCUGUUUUUCGACCUGGAAGCUGAUUUUCACGCCAGGGUGCCUGUAGUCAUCUGUAAAGAGAAAAAGAGCGGCCUGAUCUGCAAAGUCAGUGCAGGGAAUGAAAAUGCCUUCCAGACCACUUCCUAUCUGUCUGCUCUGUCCAGCCAGGAGAAUCUCCUCCUUCCCCUGGUUCUGGCACUCAGACACUGGGCCCGGAUCUGUGAGAUCGACCAUGCAGAGGAAGGUGGGCUGCCACCAUAUGUCUUCGCACUCAUGGUGAUUUUCUUCUUGCAGCAGCGCAGAGAGCCUCUCCUGCCGACCUACCUAAAACAAGAGAUUAAGCUGUUUUCGCUCAGCAGACUAUCACUCUUCAAUCUUACACAUGUAGAGGAUGGAUAUUUACAUUGGGCCUACUCUCCCUCCACCACCAAAGACUCAUCACAGCCAGGAGAGGGCUCCAGUGUAAAGGGAAAGGUUCCGCUGGUGUUUCAGAAUGCUCACCCACCUGUGCAAGUUGGGCUUCUCUGGGUUGAAAUGCUUCGCUUCUACUCCCUGGAGUUCGUCAUGGCUGACAACAUUAUCAGCGUACGGACAAAUGCCAUCCUCUCCAGAGAGAUGAAAGACUGGCCAAAGAAACGCAUUGCUGUGGAGGAUCCAUUUGCUGUGAAGAGAAAUGUGGCCCGCACUGUAAACAGCCAGCAAAUGUUCGAGUACAUCGUCCACUGCCUCAAAACCACAUACAAAUACUUUGCACUGCCACUCAACGCACCAGCUGCUGGUAAUAAGACACAGGCACAGCGUGGAGCUGUUAAAGGGGCAAAUGUUCAGGCUCCAAAUGAAGAGAUCCUUCCAGAUUUCAGUCAGCUCAAUGUUCAGGCACAGCAUGAACCCAAAACUAUGGAAAACUGUCCUGAAGACUCUGACUGCAUCAUUGAAGAGGAGGAGGUCGAAGAAUGCAGUGACUCCGAUGAAGAGAAGGAGAAGGAAAAAGUGGACCUGGGUAAAAGUAGUCUCUCUGAGGACGAGGAGGACGAGGAUGGUGAUAUCGAUGUGGACUCUCAUAACAGACAACACCUGGACAGCUUCACUACAGAGGACGAGGAGAUUUUCCCUGUUGAUGAGAUCUCAGGGGAGGAGCUUCUGUCUGAUGAGGAGGGUCCAGAUUUGGACACUCCUGGUUCAAUGGAUGAGGAAGAGGGGGAGGAGGAGGAAGAGGAGGAGGGGGAGUUGGCAUCUGAAAGUAUGUCAUCUCAACCUUCAGAGAGCACAAGUAAAGAUGACAGCGUGGAAAGUACAAACCAAAAACAGAAGAAACAAUCUUACGAAUUCAAGAAGCAAGCUUUCACCAAAGGAAAGUCCCACAUGGUCGUGUGCAGUUUGUGCAAGCGAGAUGGACAUCUGAAGAAAGACUGUCCUGAAGAUUUCAAGAAAGAGCAACUGGAUCCUUUGCCACCAAUCACUCCAGAGUUUCUCAGUGUCCUUAAUAGAGUCUGUGAGCAGUGCUACACUGACUUUGCCCCAGAUGAACUGGAAGUUGGUGUAAGAGAGCACAUCCUUCAAGACCUGGAGACCUUCAUCAGACGACAGUUUGCUGGAGCUCGGCUUCAACUCUUUGGAUCCUCCAAAAAUGGCUUUGGUUUCAGACAGAGUGACUUGGACAUCUGUAUGGUGCUAGAGGGGCAGGAAUCCAUAGGUGAUGUUGACUGCAUUAAUAUCAUUGAAGGCUUGGCGAGACUGUUGAAAAAACACCCAGGUCUGAAGAACAUUCUGCCCAUCACCACAGCCAAAGUCCCCAUUGUGAAGUUCUACCAUGUUCGCACCGGCCUUGAGGGAGACAUCAGUCUCUACAACACACUGGCUCUACAUAACACACACCUGCUGGCCUCUUAUGCUGCUAUUGACUGGAGAGUGAAGAUCCUCUGUUAUGUUAUGAAGGUUUUUGCCAAGAUGUGUGACAUUGGCGAUGCAUCACGCGGCAGCCUCUCUUCCUACGCUUAUACCCUCAUGGUGCUGUUCUUCCUGCAGCAGAGAAAUCCACCAGUUAUACCAGUGCUGCAGGAGAUUUAUGAUGGACAAAAGAAGCCAGAGAUUCUAGUUGAUGACUGGAACGUUUACUUCUUUGGUGAUUUAGAAUCACUGCCCAGUCGCUGGCCGCAGUACAGGACGAACACAGAGACAGUGGGGGAGCUGUGGCUCGGCCUGCUUCGAUUUUAUACCGAGGACUUCGACUUCAGAGAGCAUGUCGUCUGCAUCCGCCAGCACGACUGCCUCACCACCUUCAGCAAACAAUGGACAUCCAAAUACAUCGUCAUUGAAGAUCCUUUUGACCUGAAUCAUAAUCUUGGUGCUGGUCUGUCCAGGAAAAUGACAAACUUCAUCAUGAAGGCUUUCAUCAAUGGCCGAAAAGUAUUUGGUACACCAGUCAGAUCCUUCCCUCCUGUGUACCCCAGUCACAUGGAGUAUUUCUUCGAUCCUGAAGUCCUCACUGAGGGAGAAGUGGCUCCAAAUGACCGCUGCUGCCGUAUCUGUGGUAAGAUUGGCCACUUCAUGAAGGACUGCCCCAUGCGUAAGAAAUCCAGACAGAGGAGGGACUCUGACAAAAGGCCAGAGCAUCUUCGAGACAGAAUAGAUGGAGAAGAUGGCAAAGAUCAGGUCAGACAAAAGAGUGAUCACUGGAGGAAAAGAGAUGCACUGGAGAUGCGGUGCUGCUUCCUGUGUGGAUCAAGUGCCCACAUCAAGAAGGACUGUCAGCUGUACAGAAGCCCUGCAGGCAAUAUGAGGAUGGAAAGCUUUUCCUCACCCUCUCCAGCCCACCUGAGGAAUUUAAGAGAAAAAGAAAAACAGGGUUUACCAAUACAGGAUGAGAAGAAGAAGAAAAGGCCACAAAAUGUGAUACUAAGUCCACAAGCAGGAAGUUUAGCCUGCCGAAAUUCGGGCCGCUCUGCUCACAGGAAGAGCCCAGUGGAAUGAGCAGCAACUGUGGCAACACAGACCACAAGGUUCCACUCCUGUCCCGGCAGAGAGCAACCAAAAGUCCAGAGAUUCUUAAAUCUCAGUGGGACUGUCGGGCUAAUGUGAGCCUGUUAAAAAAAGCCAAAGCCAGGACGCCUUGACUUGAAGCCAAAUAGGGCCUUUUUAUGUGUUUUUCUUUUCUCCACUCAAAGCCCUCCUCUUCAGAGGAGCUUUUUAAAGCUUUCAUUUUAACAAGAUGAGCCAUUGUGCACGCACCUCAUGUUUUUGUUUACCUACACUGCCAGUCAGUUUUUUUUAACCCAUUACUUUUCAAGCAAUGUCUUUGCAGAAUUGUUGUGAAAUCUUUUAAAUUAUAAAUUAAUGGAAUAAAUGAGAAGUGUCUGUUAGGUGACUGAUAGUUUAUAUCUUUGGUUUUAUUACCAUAACAAGAUAGCUUUUGUAGACAACAUAAAGCAUAGUUGUCUUAUACUUGAUGAUAGAUUUUUUGCUACAAUCAAAAAAGGUUUCACCUAAAAAAGCUAAAGUUGUAAGACAUGCAGACAUCACAAUGUACAUGAUGCUGUCUACUAUUUAAAGUGGUUUGAAGUCGAUUAAGUUUAUCACUCAUUUUGAAAAAAAGAGUCACUUCACCUCACUUAUUCCUUAUUUUAGUAUGAAAUGGUUUUAGGGCAAAUGUCGCCUUACAUUUCUUGAGAUUUUAUUUACUAUGAGACAUUUCUUUUAUAAACAUUGGAAGUUUUGAAUGGCAGUGUACCUUUUAGAAUGGCUUGGGUCUCUUCUCUCUUUUUUUAAUCCAGUUUAAUUGAAUUAUCUGCACUGACAUCAGUCCAUCUCUCCUUUAGCCUUCAAUGCAGCUCAACGUACAAAAUAUCUCAGUGUUUGUGUGUCUCUGUGUUAGAAGAAUCCCCUGUAGAUGUUUUUCCAGGGUUGUAGUAGUUUUUUUUUUUUUCAGACUGCAUAUCUACUGCUCAAUUCAUGAACACAUGCUCUGUUUAUCCAAAUCAUUCUGUCCCCACACAAUGCAAUGAAGUGUCAUAGCUUCAUAGCGCACAUUUAGUUGAGGAAGUUUUACAAAAGGUCUCAUCCUGAAUGUUCAUGGUAAGGAGUUUUCACAAUGCAAUGAACUGGUCCAGCUGAUAGCGUAGAUUGCUGCAAACACUGUUCAAGUUAUGUUAAACUAGAGGUAAUCUCAGUUAGUUCACUGAAGAGAUUAUUGUAUUUAUUUGCCUUGAAGGCUUCUCUUUUUUGUAAUGGUGCCACAGAUUGAAGGCUGCACUGUGAGGGUCUGUGCCCUUGAAUUUUGUUGCUGCUAGUUUAUGUCUCAAAAACCUGCUAUCGUUUGACUUUGAAUAUGGACUGUUGGCUUUAUUGUUGUCUUAAUUUGGCUGACUUUUAUUAAAACAGUGUAAUCAAUGGUAUUCUAAUCCAAUUUUUCAUUUUAAAGUAGCUUUGUUUUUAUGCCAGCCAUUUUGCAUUUGGACUCAAAUUGAAGUUUUAUUUUAUAAAGGAGCCCCAUCCUGCCAGGAAAAGUCAGCUUACAAUCCAUUUUGUGUCUCAAAGAAAUCAUUAAACUAAAAUCAAAUCCAUGUGUGUGAUUAUUUAAAAGAUUUUUUUGUAUCGUGUUAUCAUUUUCCCCCUUUUUUCAGUGGUACGUUUAAAAAAAAAAAAUGCUUCCCAAAGUUGUCAAGGAAGUUGCCCAGCUAAU
Molecule: messenger RNA, 5811 nt
Organism: Cheilinus undulatus (humphead wrasse)
Lineage: Eukaryota; Metazoa; Chordata; Actinopteri; Labriformes; Labridae
Gene: tut7
Product: terminal uridylyl transferase 7
Exons: 29
Coding region: 150-4103 (1317 amino acids)
Molecular function (GO): RNA uridylyltransferase activity; zinc ion binding; nucleic acid binding
Source: RefSeq, a predicted model, not a curated record